Messenger RNA from Suillus discolor, 591 nucleotides. RefSeq lists its product as uncharacterized. The transcript has a single exon. The coding region runs from base 1 to 591 and encodes 196 amino acids. Lineage: Eukaryota; Fungi; Basidiomycota; Agaricomycetes; Boletales; Suillaceae. The record is from RefSeq and is a predicted model, not a curated record.
AUGUCCCACACCCCCGAUGAGUCCCAUCUACUCUUCUUCUCGGCCCAUGGCCGAGACGUUCUCGUUGGCAACCCCGAAAACAAGGACGACUCUCACCUUGUGACGCGCGAUCAGCUCAAGCUCUUCGUCGCGUAUUCCCAUGCUCUACGCAACAAACCUCCCCACGCUCGACCCCCUAGCCCCCUAGGCUACGAAUUCUUCGCCCACACUUUUAAUAGCGAAGGGCUGCCUUCAACCGCGUCGUACAUCGACGAGUCUGGCACGGUGGUGAGCACCGGGUCUGCGAUUGAGAUCACGGACGUUAUCAGCGACGAAGAAGAUAGUGAGAUCACCGUGUCAUCCGCCCGCAUGGCACAGGUAGAGCAGAUGGUAUGGCACACUGCGCUGAGCGCAUCUCACCAACAGGAAAAGAUAGAGCAGAGACGCGCCGGUCAGAGGAAGGAGCGCAACUUUGGGCGUAAGCAGACGCAGAAGCUCAACAAAAGGGGACUAGGGAAGAUUCGAAAAGAAACCGACCUGCCCACUACAUAUCUGGUGGCAGGUUCUUCCUCCGCAGCGCCCCCCGAGGAGGUUAUGACCGAGAUGGACUAA